This is a messenger RNA of Lampris incognitus (smalleye Pacific opah), 866 nucleotides long. Its product is annotated as trypsin-2-like. Gene Ontology annotation, biological process: proteolysis. Gene Ontology annotation, molecular function: serine-type endopeptidase activity. Bases 1 to 735 code for a protein of 244 amino acids. The record is from RefSeq and is a predicted model, not a curated record. The transcript is spliced from 6 exons. NCBI's taxonomy places the organism in Eukaryota, Metazoa, Chordata, Actinopteri, Lampriformes, Lampridae.
AUGAUGUUCCCAAUUUUGCUUUUACUGGCAGCUUCCAAUGUGGCCCUUGGUUUUGAUGAUAGGAUAGUGGGAGGGUAUGAGUGCAGGCCUCACUCCAUCCCCUGGCAAGUGUCACUCAACAACGGCUGGCACUACUGCGGAGGCACCCUGAUCAACGACCGCUGGGUUGUCAGUGCUGCACAUUGCUACAAGGAUGAGGACAUCGAGCUGCGUUUGGGUGAGCAUCACAUUCGCUAUAAGGAUGGCCCUGAGCAGUUCAUCGCUCCUGCUGUCAUCAUCCGUCAUCCAGAAUAUGACCGCUACACCAUCAACAAUGACAUCAUGCUGAUAAAGCUCGCUGAGCCAGCAAAGUUUAACGAGUAUGUCCAGCCCAUUGCUCUGCCCACCAGCUGCGCUCCUGCUGGCACACAGUGUCUGGUCUCUGGCUGGGGAGCCACCCAGAGUCCCUUUGGCUGUCUGAAAUGCCUGCACUGCCUGAAUCUGCCCAUCCUGUCCCAGCAGGCAUGUGAGAAAUCUUACCCCAACAGAAUCACCUCCUCCAUGUUCUGUGCUGGCUUCCUCGAAGGAGGGAAGGACUCUUGCCAGGGAGACUCGGGAGGUCCUCUGGUGUGUAAUGGAGAGCUCCAGGGUGUGGUGUCUUGGGGAUGGGGCUGUGCUGAGGAAAACCGCCCUGGCGUCUAUGCUAAGGUCUGCCAAUUUACUGACUGGAUCCACUCCACUAUGGCCUCUUACUGAGGUUGCCCACCCUGCUGUUGUCCAUCCCAUCUCAUUCCCUUACUCCAUAUCCUAAGAGAAUAAUGUCUCAAGAAGUAUGGCAUGACUUAAGUGCAUGAGUUGGGGAGUUUGAUUUUCAAUAAACUGUAACA